GUUGGUGGUUGUUGCAAAAGAGAAGUCGUGCCACUGGAUGCGAAAGGAGGCCAACCACUGGCUGAAACCCCCGCUAAUCAUCCAAGAAGAAGAAACAACUUAGUGAAUGAAUUGGAUUAAUCCAGGCACUAAAUUCAAUUUCCCGCCACUGUUUUGUUUUGGCCGUCCCACGACUACUUCUUUCUUCCUCCCUCUCUUUCUCUUCUCUUCCCUUUCUUUCCUCUCUUCCUCCUCAACAGUCUUUCGUUCUUCCAUAUCUUGCGCUCGCUCGUUACUCGCUUCUUUCGGGCCUUCAAAAGGAAAACUUAACGUCUGUCUCUACUACUACACCAAUCAAUCACACCAUCAACUGUCAAGAUGAAGUUCAACAGCGCUCUCGCUCUCUCCCCCCUCCUGGUGCUCGCCGUGGCCCAGGACUCCUCCACUGCCUCCUCCACUGCCAGCGCUGCCACCACGACUGCCAGUCUUUCUCCCCAGGCCAAGUGCGCUGAGUCUUGCGCCUCCACCGACAUCUGCUGCAUUGCCAAGUGCUACAAUGUCCCCUGCCCCAACGACUCUCAGGCCAACGACACCACCAGCUGCGUUGCCGCCUGCCCCCAGGGUAACGGCUCCACCAGCGAGACCGACGCCUAUGCCAGCUGCCAGAGCCGCUGCGUGAGCAGCUACUUCUGGUCCAGCGCCACUGCCUCCGCCGGCUCCUCUGCCAGCACUGCUAGCUCCAACGACGGUACCACCACCACAGGCAGCGGCAGCAGCAGCUCCUCCACUGGUUCUAGCAAGUCCGGCUCCUCCAAGUCUGGUUCCUCCGACUCCACCAGCACCGCCACCAGCUCCGGCGCCAAGUCCAGCGAGACCUCCAACUCGGCUGCCAUCACGCAGUUGAAGAUGGGCGUUUCCACCGUCGGUCUCCUGGGCUUCGUCCUCGCCGCCUGGGCUCUGUAAAUGUCUGAUUCAGUGAUCAAUGCGGUGGUCAAGAUGAGAAACUCCCUCUCUCUCCUCGCACACCGAGCACAAAUCAAACACAGCAGCACAGAAGCACACUUCAACCUAUUCUCAGUACAUAUGGGAGAUUGAAACGAAUGAGGGCGGUAGGAAGGGUAAAAACACACGAAGUCUUAAUUUAAUGGGAUAUCACACACACGCGCACACACAUAUCAGCUUUCAGUUUUCUGCUUUGGCCCCUUGCUUCUUUUUUUAUUAUUCUCAAUUCUCUCGACAUCUUGUCCAACCUUGUGUCAUAAUAACUAACUUACCUCGACUGUUUCUGUCACUAAUACUACCCCACACGCGCUUUCACUGAGCUGAUCCUAGUAUUAUUGUAUAACAAUCAUAUCUCUGCCCUCAUUUCUCUGAGAGUUCGUCGAUCACAUACGGUAUUUGAGCACCGCGAGGUCUUUUACAAUCCCAC
This is a messenger RNA of Aspergillus homomorphus CBS 101889, 1408 nucleotides long. RefSeq lists its product as uncharacterized. NCBI's taxonomy places the organism in Eukaryota, Fungi, Ascomycota, Eurotiomycetes, Eurotiales, Aspergillaceae. The record is from RefSeq and is a predicted model, not a curated record. The transcript has 3 exons. Bases 358 to 942 code for a protein of 194 amino acids.